GACCGAGGGGCCACAGUGGCCGGCGUGGUGGGCGUCGGGCGGCUGAUCACCGGCAUGGACCGGGGGCUGCAGGGCAUGUGCGUGAACGAGCGGCGUCACCUCAUCGUGCCCCCUCCCCUGGGCUACGGCAGCAUCGGCGUGGCGGGGCUGAUCCCCCCGGAUGCCACGUUGUACUUUGACGUCGUCAUGCUGGACAUCUGGAACAAGGAUGACAAGCUGCAGAUCACCACCCUCUCCAAACCAGAGCACUGCAACCGCACAGUGGAGAACUCGGACUUCGUGCGGUACCACUACAAUGGCACGCUGCUGGAUGGCACCCCCUUCGACUCCAGCUACAGCAAGGACAGCACCUACGACACCUACGUGGGCACCGGCUGGCUCAUCAAGGGCAUGGACCAGGGGCUGCUGGGCAUGUGCGCCGGGGAGAAGAGGAGCAUCAUCAUCCCCCCGUUCCUUGCCUACGGGGAGAAGGGCUACGGGACCGUGAUCCCACCGCAGGCCUCGCUGGUGUUCAGCGUGCUGCUGGUGGACUUCCACAACCCCAAGGACGGCGUCUUCCUGGAGCACCUGGAGGUGCCGGAGUCCUGCAAGCGCAGGGCUGUGACCGGGGACUUUGUCCGCUACCACUACAACGGCACUCUCAUGGACGGGACGCUCUUUUUGGUGGGGGGGGGGAACUAUUCCCGCAAUAACACCUACAACACCUACAUCGGGAAGGGCUACAUCAUCCCCGGCAUGGACCAGGGCCUGCAAGGGGUCUGCGUGGGAGAGAGGCGGCGGGUGGUCGUCCCCCCACACCUGGCCUACGGGGAGAACGGAGCAGGGAACAAAAUUCCUGGCUCAGCCGUGCUCAUCUUCGACGUCCACAUCAUCGACUUCCACAACCCCGCAGACCCGGUGGAGAUCGAGACCGUCUACCGGCCCGAGGGCUGCAACGUCACCACCCGCGACAGAGACUUUGUCCGCUACCACUACAACUGCUCCUUGCUGGAUGGCACCAAGCUCUUCUCCUCCCACGACUACGAGAAGCCCCAGGAGGUGACUCUGGGGACCAACAAGGUGAUCGAGGGCCUGAACAGUGGUCUCCUCAACAUGUGCGCAGGGGAGAGGCGGGUGCUCAUCGUCCCCCCCCACCUGGGCCACGGGGAGAGCGGAGCCCGGGGGGUGCCCGGCAGCGCCGUGCUGCGCUUCGAGGUGGAGCUGAUCUCCAUGGAGGAGGGGGUUCCCGAGGGCUACCUCUUCAUCUGGCACGGGGACCCGCCGGCGAACCUCUAUGAGCAAAUGGACCUCAACAAGGACGGGGAGAUCCCCUCUGAUGAGUUCUCCACCUUCAUCAAGACCCAGGUGGCGGAAGGGAAAGGCCGCCUCAUGCCCAGCUCUGACCCGGAGAAAGUCAUUGCCGACAUGUUCAGGAACCAGGACCGCAACCAGGACGGGAAGAUCACCUCUGAGGAGCUGAAGCUGAAGUCGGAUGAGGACCAGGAGAAGAUCCACGAGGAGCUCUGA
Molecule: messenger RNA, 1506 nt
Organism: Charadrius vociferus (killdeer)
Lineage: Eukaryota; Metazoa; Chordata; Aves; Charadriiformes; Charadriidae
Gene: FKBP10
Product: FK506 binding protein 10, 65 kDa
Exons: 9
Coding region: 55-1506 (483 amino acids)
Molecular function (GO): peptidyl-prolyl cis-trans isomerase activity; calcium ion binding
Source: RefSeq, a predicted model, not a curated record